This is a messenger RNA of Dioscorea cayenensis subsp. rotundata (Guinea yam), 504 nucleotides long. RefSeq names its product receptor-like protein EIX2. The coding region runs from base 106 to 405 and encodes 99 amino acids. Lineage: Eukaryota; Viridiplantae; Streptophyta; Magnoliopsida; Dioscoreales; Dioscoreaceae. The transcript is spliced from 3 exons. The record is from RefSeq and is a predicted model, not a curated record.
AGAUGACCUAAACAAAAUAUAUAAAGCAAGAACCUGGUCCUCGUCUUCAACAAACUUGUUUCUGAACAAAAAUACAGCCAUAACAUCUCUCAAAUUAAAGUAGCAAUGUCUGUCCUGCUAUAUGCACUGUUGGUGUUCCUAUUUGGUCGUGCUUUGCAUCGCAGUGAUGCAGCACCUCUUCUUGUUCCCAAGAUUGCAGAACAUGCUGCUGGUAAUUGCAUAGAGAGUGAGAGAAUGGCACUUCUUGACUUCAAGAAGAGCAUUUCUGAUCCACAAGACAAGCUCUCAUCUUGGGCGAUGGGACAAGACUGCUGCUCAUGGGAAGGAGUCCGUUGUGACAACAUCACUGGCAACGUUAUUGGACUGGAACUUGGGGAGCAUGACUUGCAGCUGAAAGCCAGUUGAAGGAGUUGAGAUACCUUGACCUCUCUUAUUCUUACUUUAGCGGAUCCAUUCCUGCUAGUUUUGGAAAUCUCUCCAAUUUGCUCACUCUUGAUCUGUCGG